UUACAAUUUGAAGGCUACCUUAAACAAUUGCAAUUUUGUUAAUUUCUACUCUAUUGAACUAAUUAUUUCAAUUCAAUUUGAUUGUGCAUCCAAACACUUCUCCAUCUAGUCCCAUACAGUCGGUGAACCUAUUCCAAUUGUUUAUGGACUGUUGGCUGUUACACUUUUGACCAUUCAUUUUGAAGCUGAAAAUCACAUGGCUUGCAUUGCCCAUUGUGUAAAGAAGAAAUGAAAGAUGCUGAUUGACUGGCAAGUGCUGUUUCAGGAGUUUCUGGGACAAAUGUUGAAGUAUGUUGAACAAGAAUUGGCAAAGAAAAGGGGCAAGAGCAUUGAUGCUACAGAUCAUAUUGAGAAUGAUUUACAAAGUGCAGAGGAUGAAUUGUACGUCAUUCCAGAGCAUCUUAAGGGUUUUAAUCAAUUGUGCCUGAAUUUAGGCCUACAAGCACUUCACCCUUUUGAUGCCACUCGUGCUACGAGUAGACCAUAUAGAGGAUUUGUUUUUAUUUAUUUAUUUAUUUGAGACCAUUUUUAAUUUUAUUGUAAUAAAUAUUAUAUUUUUUUUAAUUACGAAGUAAUAUAAAUUUUAUUUAAUAUUCAGUUU
Messenger RNA from Magnolia sinica, 601 nucleotides. RefSeq lists its product as uncharacterized. Lineage: Eukaryota; Viridiplantae; Streptophyta; Magnoliopsida; Magnoliales; Magnoliaceae. The transcript is spliced from 3 exons. Gene Ontology annotation, cellular component: spliceosomal complex. The record is from RefSeq and is a predicted model, not a curated record. Gene Ontology annotation, biological process: mRNA splicing, via spliceosome. The coding region runs from base 236 to 520 and encodes 94 amino acids.